Molecule: messenger RNA, 1539 nt
Organism: Colletotrichum chrysophilum
Lineage: Eukaryota; Fungi; Ascomycota; Sordariomycetes; Glomerellales; Glomerellaceae
Exons: 3
Coding region: 1-1539 (512 amino acids)
Biological process (GO): carbohydrate transport; transmembrane transport
Cellular component (GO): membrane
Molecular function (GO): carbohydrate:proton symporter activity
Source: RefSeq, a predicted model, not a curated record
AUGGCGGUCACCAGCAAGAGGGUGUACAACUGGUACAUCUCCCUCAUGGCGGCCAUGUGCAUGGUCCUCUACGGGUACGAUGCCUCCGUCUACAACUCCCUCCAGGGCUCCAAGAACUGGCUCGCCUGGGUCGACGUCGACCUCAAGAAGGAUACGCAGUUGAUCGGUCUCGUCAACACGGCCUACACCAUCGGUGCUAUCGUUGCCGGUUUCUUCAUCGGUGGUCCCUUGGCCGAUCAACUCGGUCGCCGCUGGGGCAUGGCCAUCGGCUGCUUCGUCACCAUCAUCGCAACCCUCAUGCAGACCUUCACCCCUCACCACAAGCUCGGAGUCUUCAUCGCCGGUCGUGUCAUCAUCGGUCUCGGACAGGGCAUGGCUCUCACCGCCGGCCCCGUCUACAUCGGCGAGGUUGCGCCCUCUCAGAUCCGUGGCCACAUCAUGGCCUGCUGGCAGAUGUUCUACAGCGUCGGCAGCUUCAUCGCCUACUGGAUUAACUACGCCUGCUCCAAGCACCGCGCCUCGCUCGGCGAGUGGGACUGGAAGAUGGUCGUCAUCUUCCAGAUGCUCGUCCCCAUCAUCAUCAUCAUCGCCCUGCCCUUCCAGCCCGAGAGCCCCCGCUGGUACGUCCAGAAGAAGGGCGACAUCGACUCCGCCCGCGCCGCCCUCAUGCGCAUCCGCGACACCGAGCAAGAGGUCGAGGAGGAGCUCCUCACCAUCCGCGAGGCCGUCGAGUACGAGAAGGAGGCCAUCAGCAGCAGCUACUCCGCCCUCUUCAAGGACGCCUCCAUCCGCAAGCGCCUCUACCUCGCCUUCGUCCUCAACGUCGGCCAGCAGCUCACCGGCCAGGGCACCCUCAACAGCUACUCCACCGCCAUCUACAAGAAGGUCUGGCCCUCGGACGACACCAUCAACCUCAUCAACGCCCUCAACGCCACCUGCGGCAUCCUCUUCACCCUCAACGCCAUGUGGACCGCCGACCGCUUCGGCCGCCGCUGGCUCUUCAUCGUCGGCGCCGCCGGCAUGGCCAUCUGCAUGCUCAUCGUCCCCAUCGUCGGCCUCAAGACGCCCUCCGCCGCCGACGGCACCAAGAGCGAGUCCGUCGGCAUCGCCAUCGUCUUCCUGCUGUUCCUCUUCACCUUCUUCUACAAGCCGUCCUGGGGCGCGACCACGUGGAUGUACACCUCCGAGAUCUUCUCCGUCAACGUCCGCGCCCAGGCCGUCGGCAUGUGCUCGCAGAUGCAGAACGUCGCCAACACCAUCUUCCAGCAGUUCUUCCCCACCUUCCUGGCCAACGAGGGCCUCAAGUGCCUCUUCUUCUUCAUGGGAAUGAACAUGGUCCUGGGCGUGUUCGUGUACUUCUUCAUCCCCGAGACGAAGCAGAUCCCGUUGGAGGAGGUUGAUGUGCUCUUUGGCGGCGCCAACCACAUCGAGAAGGGAGGCCAGAUCAUGGGUGUCGACAACCAACACCCCGGGACCGCCUCUGGUUCUGAGAAGGACGGGGCUCAGGUCCAGCAGACCGAGAGGAAGGAAGUUGUUUGA